GCCAUGUUCAAGUCCUCCCUCUGCUGCAUGAGCGCAUGGCUUGGCCUCGCGCUUGCCUCGCGCCCGUCGGUCGUGCUCUACGAACUGCCUCAGUACCUCGGCCAAUCCCUCACGGUCGGCUCGUCCGAUGACGCGGCUGCUACGCUCGCCCAGUGGAAGCGCCCGAUCUUCUCGAUCGUCGUCGACCCCGCGACCGAGUUUGUGACAUACGAUGACGCCGGCAACUCGGCGGUGUGGCACCACUCGACGUCGCUGCUCGGCAACUGGCCCUACAAAAUCUCGUCCUUCCGCGUCCAACCCGCGACCACCAACACGACCACCAACACGUCGUCGAUCCAAGCGCCGUGGAGCUACAUUGGCUCGGGCGAAGGCUACCUCAUGGUCCGCAACUCGAGCUCGACCGUCGGACAACCGGAGUGCUACUCGAACGACGGCGUCAACUGCGUCACGGCCACCAGCGUCGCCGACCUCCUCCGCGUGCCCACCAAGCUCGACGUGGCCUUGCACCCUGCGCAGUGCGGCGCCGACCACUCCAUGUACUGGGGCUCGACCGGGUACGAGUCGGCGUCCUCAUGGUGCUACUUCGCGCGGGCGGCCCUCUCCUCCGCGCCGCUGCAUUGGGACUGCGUCCAAGGGUCCAACGGCUGGGUCGCGCUCACACCCAACAACUCGCUGUGUGUUUCUACGGGCACCCGCGGUUGCGUUCAGUUUGCGUCGCAAGCGACUUGCAACGCUUCGACGACGAUGCUCGUGGGGCCCAUCACCGCCGCUUGGACCUUCUCUUGUGGCAAUCUCUCGGCGUGUGUCGGGUCGUCCUCUUCCACCGGGUCGGGCACCGGGUACCCGUACUGGAACGCCAGUGUCGGCAGCACGUCGUGGAGCGUCGCAUGCCUCGGCGCGGCCCUGGCGCUCUGCGGCGUCUUUGCGAUCUUUAGUCGCUCGACGACGCCAGCCGCCGUGAACGUUGAAGCCACGUAUUGCUCGAGCGUUGGCGAAGCCGAGACCGACGACGAUCUCGAGUCCGUGUACCGCACGCCAGUCUAA
Molecule: messenger RNA, 1044 nt
Organism: Saprolegnia parasitica CBS 223.65
Lineage: Eukaryota; Oomycota; Saprolegniomycetes; Saprolegniales; Saprolegniaceae
Exons: 1
Coding region: 4-1044 (346 amino acids)
Source: RefSeq, a predicted model, not a curated record